GUGUCCUCUCCACUCUGAACGCUGAUGUGUUACUAACUUCAACCUACGACUCUGCAAAAAUGUUCAAUUUCGGAUCAAAAUCGCUGCUGCUGUUCCUCCUGGCCUUCCCCUGUGGAUUAAUGUCCAUCGGCUACGUCUCUGCAGACUCAGACUCUGCUGAGGACAUUGCUGAGGACCCAGAGGCUGCAGUAGAUGAGGAGGAAGAUGAGGAAGAGGUGCUCGUUGAGGAAGAUCAGAUGCAACCAUCGGAAGGAGACGAAGACGAAUCUGAUGAAGCAGCUGAUAAACAGUUGGGGUCGAACCCUGAUGCCGACACAACCAUCCUCUUCGUGACAGGAGAAGAGUUUCCUGCCGGAGAAAUUGUGAGGAUCAUGGUGGGUUUCACCAACAAGGGAAGCCAGGACUUCACCGUUCAGUCGCUGGAGGCCUCCUUCCGUUACCCCCAAGACUUCCAGUUCUACAUUCAGAAUUUCACAGCGUCGCCUCUGAGCACUGCGGUGCCGCCCCAGGCUCAGGCCUCUUUCGAGUACUCCUUCGUCCCAGCUCAGCCCAUGGCGGGUCGCCCUUUUGGUCUUGUUAUCCUCCUCACCUAUCUUGACACUGAGGGCAACGUGUUUCAGACGGCCAUCUACAACCAGACCGUCACCGUCACUGAGCUAGAAGACGGGCUGGACGGAGAAACAAUGUUCCUGUACAUCUUCCUGGUUGGACUGGUGAGCCUGGUGCUCUUCGGGGUGUACCAGGUCCUGGAGACGAGGACGAAAAAGAGAAUGGCAGUGAAGAUAGAGAAGGGCACUGGUGGGAUGAACGAUGUGGACAUCAGCUGGAUCCCUCAGGAGACUCUCAAUGUCAUGAACAAGGCUUCCCCUAAAGUAUCUCCACGGAAACGAACCAAAAGGGCAGCUGGAGCAGAUCAAUAAAACUGUCCGUUUCCAUCCGUCAUCAUACAGUCCAGCGGGCUUUCAAAGCUCAUCUCCUCGCCACAGUAUCCCGAUUCCCAUUUACCAUGGAGCAUCAUUUCCAGUCCAAGCAAAGUGUCAAAGAUGUUUGUAUGUAUCAUCCUGCUGCUCUGCCGAAGCCACAACCAAGAGAGCAUCCUGGACUGGAAGACCAUUUAGACACUAACAGGGCUGAACUACAGUUCAUUUUAAAGGGUCUUUGUAUCUGUGUGUGUGUUCGUGUGUGUGUGUGUGUGUUCGUGUGUGUGUGUGUAAGUUGGUAAAAGAUGAACCAAAAAGUCAUUAAACCUUUUAUUGAGAAACAAAGGGAUUGUGGUACAAACUGCCCUUCAAAAGAACCCUUUGACUGUAUGAAUGCUGUCGUGUCAUAAUAAUUGCAUUGGAGUUUAAUUACAUUUAUUUUACAGAUUUGUUCGCUGCAUUGGUAGGCUUCAAAAAACCAUUCCUAUUUCAUCUGUUGAAUGAGAUGAAUUCCCCUCCUCUCUAUCUGUAAACACCAUGGUGCCUUUUCUGCGGUGCCCUGCAAAGACUUAAUUUUUAAGAAGAAAGUAGAUGCAACUAAUUAAAAGGUCCCACUGAAACGUCUCUGCUUUUAACAUCCAGUCACAUAGAUUCAGGUUUAUAAAAUGAAAAACCUUUGUUUUUCAGUGGGGCAAUGGCAUCUGCCAAUACAACAAGCGUUAAAACAGUGUUCUCUGGAGGUUAAUUUACCUGUUUUGUUUUUUUACUUAGUGCUGGUGGUGCAAUCUGUCAGAUUGUAUGCCUUUACAAAAACAAUAAAAGGGUGAACAAAGUGUG
Cottoperca gobio is the source of this 1757-nucleotide messenger RNA. It is a transcript of the gene ssr1, whose product is annotated as signal sequence receptor, alpha. Lineage: Eukaryota; Metazoa; Chordata; Actinopteri; Perciformes; Bovichtidae. Gene Ontology annotation, cellular component: endoplasmic reticulum membrane; endoplasmic reticulum. Bases 60 to 920 code for a protein of 286 amino acids. The record is from RefSeq and is a predicted model, not a curated record. The transcript is spliced from 9 exons.